UGCGCUCCAGCGGUGCAGAGGUUCUGAGAUCCACUCUCUGUGCAGGUGUUCCGCGCUGCCCACCAGCCAUGUCGUCCUGUCGCCGCGUGGCGCUGGUCACUGGAGGCAACAAGGGCAUUGGCUUUGCCAUCGUGCGCGACCUCUGUCGCCAGUUCUCCGGGGACGUGGUGCUCACCGCGCGCAACGAGGCGCGGGGCCGGGCAGCGGUGCAACAGCUGCAGGCAGAGGGCCUGAGCCCGCUCUUCCACCAGCUGGACAUCGACGACCCGCAGAGCAUCCUCAUCCUGCGUGACUUCCUGCGCAAGGAGUACAGGGGACUAGAUGUGCUGGUCAACAACGCGGGCAUCGCCUUUAAGAUGGAUGAUCCGACACCCUUUCAUAUUCAAGCAGAAGUCACAAUGAAAACAAAUUUUUUUGGUACCCGAGAUGUCUGCACAGAGCUACUCCCCCUCAUAAAACCACAAGGCAGAGUGGUGAAUGUCUCCAGCGUGUUGAGUCUGGUCUACCUUAAACGCUGCAGCCCAGAGCUGCAGCAGAAGUUUCGAAGUGAGACCAUCACAGAGGAGGAGCUGGUGGGGCUCAUGAACAAGUUUGUGGAAGACGCAAAAAAUGGAGUGCACGAAAAAGAAGGCUGGCCCAAUUCUGCCUAUGGAGUGUCCAAGAUUGGUGUCACAGUCCUGUCCAGAAUCUAUGCCUGGAAACUCAGUGAGCAGAGGAGAGGAGACAAGAUCCUGCUGAAUGCCUGCUGCCCAGGGUGGGUGAGAACCGACAUGACAGGACCCUCGGCCACCAAGAGUCCGGAAGAAGGAGCCGAGACCCCCGUGUACUUGGCCCUUUUGCCCCCAGAGGCAGAGGGGCCUCAUGGGCAGUUUGUUCAGGAUAAACAAGUUAGUGAGUGGUGAGCUGAACUCACACCUCCACCAUGGUCCCCACUUGGUAUCCUGCACUGAUGUGACCCAAAGGACAUUUAUGCUUUCAAACUAUCCUUAGACCAAAAAAAAAAAAAAAUCCCACAAGGCAUCCUUAUCAAGUGCUUAGGUGUCACAUGUCAAAGGUGGACUAGGGAGCUCACUCAGGCACCACUAAUUCCUUAAGGUCUUUUCUUCAACACAGGGAGAGAAAAGUGAAAUUCCUGAAAAUAACUAAUGCAAAUGAGAAGGUGAAUAAAGGAUUCUUGAUAAAUGUCCA
Molecule: messenger RNA, 1188 nt
Organism: Marmota flaviventris (yellow-bellied marmot)
Lineage: Eukaryota; Metazoa; Chordata; Mammalia; Rodentia; Sciuridae
Product: carbonyl reductase [NADPH] 1
Molecular function (GO): carbonyl reductase (NADPH) activity
Source: RefSeq, a predicted model, not a curated record